Messenger RNA from Jatropha curcas, 3964 nucleotides. Its product is annotated as ATP binding/leucine-tRNA ligases/aminoacyl-tRNA ligase. Gene Ontology annotation, biological process: leucyl-tRNA aminoacylation. The record is from RefSeq and is a predicted model, not a curated record. Gene Ontology annotation, molecular function: ATP binding; leucine-tRNA ligase activity; aminoacyl-tRNA deacylase activity. NCBI's taxonomy places the organism in Eukaryota, Viridiplantae, Streptophyta, Magnoliopsida, Malpighiales, Euphorbiaceae.
CUUAUCCCGACACGUGGACCGAUUAAAACAAACCUUUGAUAAAUCCUCAGUUGCUCUAGUUUACCCUAGAUUCUGUUCGUAGUUAUUCUCUUACACAGCAACUUCAAGAGUUAAACGCGUUUCAAAGCCGCAACAGGUACAUUCUCUUCUUCACCCAAAAUCGCCCUUAAAUCUCUCUUUCUUGCUCGCUGGCUUUUAAUUUGUUCAAGCACAAUUUGCAAGUUUUCCCACGACAUGCUCUUCGCCGAUCUGUCUUGAAUCAGAGUGCCCAUCAAUUUUGUGAAAUGGCUUCAGAAGGUGCAAAAAGCUUUGCAAGGAGGGACCGCCUCUUGGAGAUUGAGCAGAAGGUUCGAGGGUGGUGGGAAGACAAAGAUGUUUUCAGGGCUGAACCUGGUGAAAGGCCUCCUGAAGCGGAUGAAAAGUUCUUUGGAAACUUUCCAUUUCCGUAUAUGAACGGGUUUUUGCAUCUUGGCCAUGCAUUCUCACUGUCUAAGCUUGAAUUUGCUGCUGCCUAUCAUAGAUUAAGGGGAGCUAAUGUGCUGUUGCCAUUUGCUUUCCAUUGUACUGGUAUGCCAAUUAAGGCCUCGGCAGAUAAACUGCGUCGAGAAAUUGAACGGUUUGGUAACCCCCCUAAUUUUGCCAUUGAAGAGGAGGAGCAAGUAGAAACCCAAACAGAGCCUGAUGAUGCACUUGGAAGCUUGCCGGUAGACAAGUUCAAGGGCAAAAAGUCCAAGGCUGCUUCAAAAUCAGGGGGACAAAUGUUCCAAUGGGAAAUUAUGCGCAGUUUUGGGCUCUCUGAUAGUGAGAUAUCAAAGUUUCAGGAUCCAUACGAGUGGUUGAGGUUCUUCCCUCCAUUAGCCAUGGAAGAUCUUAAGGCUUUUGGCUUGGGUUGCGACUGGAGACGUUCAUUUGUGACAACAGAUAUAAACCCAUACUUUGAUUCUUUUGUGCAGUGGCAAAUGAGGAAACUAAAAUCUAUGGGUAAGAUUGUCAAAGAUGUGCGUUUCACAAUUUACUCUCCCUUGGAUGGCCAGCCAUGUGCAGAUCACGACAGGGCAAGUGGUGAAGGAGUGCAGCCCCAAGAAUACACUCUUAUCAAGAUGGAGGUGCUGCCGCCUUUCACUGUCAAGCUGGGGCCUUUGGAAGGGAAAAAAGUGUUUCUAGCUGCGGCUACACUGAGACCCGAGACGAUGUAUGGACAAACAAAUGCAUGGGUCUUGCCUGAUGGAAAAUAUGGAGCUUUUGAAAUUAAUGAAACAGAUGUGCUCAUCCUCACAGAGAGAGCAGCUCUUAAUCUUGCCUAUCAAAACGUCUCAAGAUUUCCUCAGAAACCAAGUUGCUUGCUUGAGCUAACUGGUUAUGAUCUAAUUGGUCUUCGGUUGAAGUCUCCUCUUUCUUUCAACGAGGUCAUAUAUGCUCUUCCCAUGUUGACAAUUCUGACAGACAAAGGCACUGGGAUUGUGACCAGUGUGCCUAGUGAUGCCCCUGAUGAUUAUAUGGCAUUGCAUGAUUUGAAAGCAAAACCAGCAUUCAGGGCUAAGUAUGGUGUGAAAGAUGAAUGGGUACUGCCCUUUGAGAUUGUACCAAUCAUUAAUAUUCCAGACUUCGGAGAUAAGGCUGCUGAAAAAGUUUGCCUGGAUUUGAAAAUUAAGAGCCAAAAUGAGAAGGAUAAACUUGCUGAAGCAAAGAGGUUGACAUACCUGAGAGGAUUCACGGAUGGGACAAUGCUUGUUGGUGAAUUUGCAGGGAGAAAAGUCCAGGAAGCAAAGCCAUUAAUUAGGGCCAAGCUUAUUGAGACUGGUGAGGCAAUUAUGUAUAGUGAGCCUGAGAAGCGAGUUGUAUCGAGGUCUGGUGACGAAUGUGUUGUGGCACUUACUGAUCAAUGGUACAUCACAUAUGGGGAAGAAGAAUGGAAGAAAUUGGCUGAAGAAUGCUUUUCCAAUAUGAAUCUCUACUCUGAUGAGACACGACAUGGCUUUGAGCACACAUUGAGCUGGCUAAACCAGUGGGCUUGUUCUCGAUCUUUUGGGCUUGGGACUCGCAUUCCAUGGGAUAAAGAGUUCCUCGUUGAAUCCUUGUCUGACUCUACUAUUUACAUGGCCUAUUACACUGUUGCCCACCUCCUUCAUAAUGAUGACAUGUAUGGUACCAACAAGCCUCAUUCUGUGAAGCCUGAGCAAAUGACUGAUGAGGUUUGGGAUUUUAUCAUCUGUGGUGGUCCACACCCCAAAUCAUCUGAUAUACCUUCAUCUAUACUUGAUAAGAUGAAGCAAGAGUUUGAGUAUUGGUAUCCAUUUGAUCUUCGAGUCUCAGGUAAGGACCUCAUUCAGAAUCAUUUGACAUUCUGCAUUUAUAACCAUACAGCAAUCAUGGCCAAGCACCACUGGCCUCGUGGAUUCAGGUGCAAUGGGCACAUGAUGCUCAAUUCUGAGAAGAUGAGCAAGUCUACUGGAAAUUUCAGGACAGUUCGCCAGGCUAUUGAGGAAUUCUCUGCUGAUGCAACACGAUUCUCUCUAGCUGAUGCUGGGGAUGGUGUUGAUGAUGCAAACUUUGUAUUUGAAACUGCAAAUGCUGCUAUCCUUCGCCUCACUAAGGAGAUUGCAUGGAUGGAAGAGGUUCUUGCUGCAGAAUCAUCUCUGAGAAUUGGUCCUCCAUCUACCUAUGCUGAUAGAGUGUUUGAAAAUGAGAUAAAUAUUGCUGUAAGAAUGACUGAGCAAAAUUACAGGGGCUACAUGUUUAGGGAAGCUUUGAAAAGUGGGUUCUAUGAUUUGCAAGCUGCUAGAGAUGAGUAUAGGUUCUCUUGUGGUAGUGGGGGCAUGAACCGUGACUUGGUAUGGCGUUUUAUGGAUGUGCAGACACGGCUUAUUACUCCAAUCUGUCCACACUAUGCAGAAUAUGUUUGGAGGGAGCUUUUGAAGAAGGAUGGAUUUGUGGUGAAGGCAGGCUGGCCUAUGGCUGGUUCUCCUGAUCUGACUCUGAAGGCCGCCAACAAGUACUUGCAGGACUCCAUUGUUUUAAUGAGGAAGCUGCUUCAAAAACAACUCUUAGGUUCAAAGAAAGGCAAUAAAAAGGGAGCUCCAGUUGCAACGCUAACUGAAGACAAGCUAACAGGUUUAAUAUAUGUGAAUGAGCAAUUUGAUGGAUGGAAAGCAGAAUGCUUGAGGAUACUUCAAAGCAAAUUUGACCACAAGAAUCGAACUGUUGCCCCAGAUGGGGAGAUUAUGGAUGCACUAAAGAAUAGCUCCGUUGGUCAGGCCACAAAUUUUAAACAAACCCAAAAACUUUGUAUGCCUUUCUUGAGGUUCAAGAAAGAUGAGGCUAUCGCAAUUGGUUCUCAGGCUUUGGACCUGAAGCUGCCGUUUGGAGAGAUUGAGGUCCUUAAGGAGAACUUGGACUUGAUAAAGAGACAAAUUGGUCUUGAAGAGGUGGAAAUAUUGUCUGCUGCUGACCCUGAUGCUCUUGCUAAAGCUGGUUCGCUUGUCUCACUGCUGAACCAGAAUCCUCCAUCUCCUGGCAAUCCAACAGCCAUCUUCUUGACCAGGUAGUCGCUGAUAAAACCAAUCAAAAAUGGAUUGCGUGGGGAAAAGGUGUAAUUGUUGAGACAAAAAGAUUUUCUUCGAGGAAUUUGUUGCUGGGAUGUCACGAGUUUGAAAGGUAGCAUGUUCUAUUAGCAAUGGAAGCAUGUUUCACUAGCCAAGAAUUUGCAGUGUCCUUAAUAUUGAACUUUAUAAGAUCUUUAAUUUUGUCAUUGUAUUAUUUAGGUUUUUUGAUUAACUGGAUAAGAUGUUUUGGGAAUUUCGCAAUGUGUCAUUAGUUUCCUCUUUACAGAAUUGCACCCUUCCAUCUCACCUUUUCUUAUUUUCCAUUUCCUUUGGAUAGUGUUACAGUAAAUUUGUAUCUAGCUGCACUUGCAGAUGGUUAUUGAUCAUGAGUUAUUUAUUACAGUUUGUUUGCAAUGAUUUUA